This is a messenger RNA of Microplitis mediator, 1525 nucleotides long. RefSeq names its product galactosylgalactosylxylosylprotein 3-beta-glucuronosyltransferase I (gene GlcAT-I). The transcript is spliced from 4 exons. Gene Ontology annotation, biological process: chondroitin sulfate proteoglycan biosynthetic process; carbohydrate metabolic process. Bases 93 to 1145 code for a protein of 350 amino acids. NCBI's taxonomy places the organism in Eukaryota, Metazoa, Arthropoda, Insecta, Hymenoptera, Braconidae. Gene Ontology annotation, molecular function: galactosylgalactosylxylosylprotein 3-beta-glucuronosyltransferase activity. Gene Ontology annotation, cellular component: Golgi membrane. The record is from RefSeq and is a predicted model, not a curated record.
AACAGUCGUGAUUCGUGAUUACCGUCAAGAUUUCACAACAACGUAGAUAGUAGAUUUCGUCCCAACAUUAAAAUGAAAAUGGUGAUCUCACGAUGACAGAAAAGGAUCAUUUUAUUUUACCAUUACAUUCAAAUAACAACAACAUGUCAAAUAUAUUCCGUUCAUCGUUUCGCAACUUUUUUAUAUUUUUUAUAAUAUACAUAAUUGGAUUUUCAUAUUUAGUGGUUUACUUAGAGCAAAGUAAAUGGGAUAGUACUGAAAAAACAUUAAAUAAUUUAGCAAAAACAGUAAAAGAUCAAAAUGAGUUAAUCGAACAAAUUUAUCAAUUUAAUGAUCAAUUAAUAAAUAAUGUUAACAAAAAAAAAAUAAUAAAUAAAAAUACACCGACAAUAUUUGCCAUAACACCAACAUUUGCCAGACCGGUACAAAAAGCUGAAUUGACACGACUGGCCCAAGCAUUUCUCCAUGUACCCAAUUUUCAUUGGAUUGUCGUUGAAGAUUCGUCAGUCCGUACAAAAUUAGUAACACGAUUCUUAUGGGAAAGUGGUUUAAAUUAUCAACAUCUUAAUGCCAUCACACCUUCCAAUUAUAAAUUGGGAAUAAAUGAUCCGCAUUGGAAAAAACCACGUGGUGUUGCACAAAGAAAUACUGCUUUAACUUGGUUAAGAAAUAAUCAUAAUUCAAGCACAAAUGGUAUUGUUUACUUUGCUGAUGAUGACAAUACCUACUCUGUUAAAUUAUUCAAAGAGAUGGAGAAAAUAAAAGUAGUUGGUGUUUGGCCAGUAGGUUUAGUAGGUGGUUUGAUGGUCGAACGACCUAUUUGUGACAACACAACAAACAAAGUUACUGGAUUUAAUUCAUUAUGGAAACCCGACCGACCGUUUCCUAUAGAUAUGGCUGGUUUUGCAUUGAAUCUUAAAACAAUACUUGAAAAAAACGACGCUAAGUUUUCGUUUCAUGCUAAACCCGGUUAUCAAGAAUCAGAAUUUCUUGAGCAAAUGGUUACACGAGAUCAAUUAGAACCACUGGCUGAUUGCUGCACAAAAGUUUACGUCUGGCAUACGAGGACUGAAUCUCCGCAGUUACGAGAUGAACAACGCUUAGUAAAAUUGGGAAAAAAGUCUAAUGACAAUAUCGAAGUGUAGUAAUUUUUUAAAAAUUUAUUUACUUACAAUUUGUGAUAUAUUUGCGGUAUAUUCACUUUUAUAUACAUUUUAUUUUUUUUUAUUAUUAAUGUUCAGUAAAAAUUAUUAUAUUUUUUUCUUAUUAAAUAUUGAUAUAUACUCAUUACAUUAAAUGGGUGUUGAUAAUUUUAUUAGUGUAUUUAGAAACUAAAUUUAAAACAGCAUUGACUAUAUUUAAAAACUCUACUUUUAAAGUUAAUAAUCUAAAUGAUAUUAUAAUUAAAAAAAAAAAAGUUGUCAAUUAUUAGUUAAUAUAUUUUUUUCUUUACUGGGAAGAAUUAUUAGAUACUUAGAGCCAAAGAAGCCUAAGACAAAUUAUAAAUUUAUAUCAUUAAAAAAGA